AUGAUUACAGAUGUAUCUAAAAAUGAUUACAGUGAAAUCAUCAUUAAUGGAGUGGAGGAUGUACAGGGGGUGUCGGUUGCCAUCUUACUGGGUCAGUGCAGAUUUUCCCUGCGGUGGCUAAGCUUGAGAUCCCUCCCUGGUGCGACAGCAGCUGAGUGCGCGUCAAAUCUGAAGAAAAUCUACACAGUGCACACAGUACAGAUAUUCUGGAGUGUGUACAAUAAUAUUCCUCCUGUGACUAGCCUGCCUUUGAGAUGUAGUUAUCAUUUAAUGAGAGGAGAGAGGCGACCGCUUUGGGAAGAGGAGAGUAAUGCAAAGGGUGGCGUAUGGAAGAUGAAAGUUCCCAAGGACAGCACGUCCACAGUUUGGAAAGAGUUGUUGUUAGCGACUAUCGGGGAGCAGUUCACAGACUGUGCAGCUGCAGAUGACGAAGUCAUAGGAGUCAGUGUCAGCGUUCGAGACCGAGAAGAUGUCGUCCAAGUCUGGAAUGUAAAUGCCUCUUUAGUGGGUGAAGCGACCGUUUUAGAAAAGAUCUAUGAACUUCUGCCCCACAUAUCUUUUAAAGCAGUAUUUUAUAAACCCCAUGAAGAGCAUCAUGCUUUUGAAGGUGGACGUGGAAAACACUAAUUGCACUCUGUAAAGAAUUCUUUGUCCUUUGCUGAUUGAUUUUGGAAACGGUCUUAACAGGAGGGAGAGUGAAGAGAAGACUUGCCGAAGCCCGAUGCUGGUCAAUUUAGAGUGGGUUUCUGUCCUUGCAGAUUGGGCAAUUAGGACUCAAAGUGGCAGGUGGGGUGGGGGAAAUCGUGUGGGUUUCUCCCGUCACAUUAUUUGCUUUUUUUUUUUUCAGCUUUCUAAAUUCUCUGUUCUUUUCACUCUGAUUUUUUUUUUUUGCCCUUUUAAAUUCCUUAUUCAGUCUAAUUAUUGUUUUCUACACUCCCCUUUCAUUGAGGCACAAGAAAUCGGUUUCCCUUUAAGUAGCUCUGCUGUACCUAGUUAAUGAGAAUAUGCAUAAUCAUGACAAUACUGCUUUUGAAAAGCACACUGUACUCGGAGGAAUACUAGCUUGGUGAAACCUGUCUUUUGAUUAUUUGUUGUGACACAUUCCUACAUACUAUGCACUGGGCAUUGUUUUUUCCUGUCCCAGGGAAAAGAAAAACCAUACUUAAUGUGAUUUUGCACUGACAGCACACACAUCUUUUAUUUUUCCUUUUUAAGACUUUUUUAGCGAUGAAAGGAAAAUAAUAGUUGGGUUGCCUGACAUGAAAACUAUAAUCACAGUUGACUGUCAGGAUAUAAAUCGAACUGUAGGUCUUCGGACUCUCUGUGGAAAUGUUUCUAACUAGAAUUUCAAUUUGGCCAUUUCAAAGGAAGACGUAGAGUGGUAGCAAAGAAUUUCUCCCGAGAGGAAGCCUUAUAUUUCUGAUUUAAAGAGGAGGUGAUAUUUUAAUUGAUGGAUUUAAGCUGCUUCCAAAUUUUGAGUGUGUGUACCAGCCGCUUAAGGCUUUCCAAAUCAAUUCGAACACGUUUUGUUAAAUGAUCCCCUUUUCCUGCUCACGUUGUACGGUUUCCAAUAAUCAAUAGUCCUCCCGCCUGGGCAGCUUCCCCCUCCCUUUCUCAUUUAGGAGCAGGAGGUUAAAUCUGAUUUCCAGGAUGAAUGUGAACAUUCAAGGAGUCGAACUUUGAGUGCAUUCUGUUCCUAUUAACUUUUGGAAUUGUUGAUAUAUUGUGUUAUAUAAAGAAAUGGUUUUAGUAGAAGGAAAUGGCCACCCUCUGGAACACUGAGACUCACUCAAAACGUGCCGAUUGCACUCUCUUCAUUUGUGCCCUCUCUUCACUCUGCCAGGCCUCCUGCUUUUACCUGAAAAAGGGCAGGGCCGUUUGAACAUGCUUCCGCCUGCUGGCUGUUUCUGGAGUCAGAGGAGCUAGUGCAUGCUUCUACAUUUCACAGAAGGGCCAGGCACUCAGAACUUCACUGGACUCAGGAUUUGUAACUCCUCUUGCAGUACUGACCAGCAGAGAAAGGUGGGGCUACUUCAAGCCUCCAACAUGUGUUUGUAAAUAAAAUUCCCAUACAAACGUUUUAAAGGACUUUCAACAAUAUCUAUUUAUAAAGUUGUGCCCUUCCCUUGCCUUACUAACCACAUCAACCACUAGAACAAUGAUCAUAGUUUUGAAAAAAUGCUUUGUUUCUAAACUUGAGUUUCUCCAGUGAUUUCAAAAUGAGGUAUAAGGAUUUCAGAUCCGUUUUUCAAAAGCCUGGAACUUAUUUCUCUAAACAUUGUACUAACAUCCAACUUGUUUUUAAAUUAUUCAUCGAGGAUUUUAAAAAAUUAUUCUGGACAUGAAUUAAAAUUCUUUUUUAUAAUAUAAGUAUUUUUCUGAUAGAUUAGAAAAAAGGAUCUAAUUGACUUAUCUUCAUUAUAAUUGUCAUAUAUUUCCAUAAGUAAAUGGAUUUUGAAGUAUUUUUAUUUUUGGACUUUAUUUAAAGCAUUGUGAUGACAUGUUCAACUUUUGCAUGUAUGUAGCCUUUGAAGUAAAAAGAAAUAAAUAAAAUAAAUAGGAAUGUUAGGCUCACA
Messenger RNA from Equus quagga, 2576 nucleotides. RefSeq names its product eukaryotic translation initiation factor 4E family member 3 (gene EIF4E3). Gene Ontology annotation, molecular function: translation initiation factor activity; RNA 7-methylguanosine cap binding. Gene Ontology annotation, biological process: translational initiation. The transcript has 7 exons. NCBI's taxonomy places the organism in Eukaryota, Metazoa, Chordata, Mammalia, Perissodactyla, Equidae. The record is from RefSeq and is a predicted model, not a curated record. The coding region runs from base 1 to 627 and encodes 208 amino acids. Gene Ontology annotation, cellular component: eukaryotic translation initiation factor 4F complex.